Molecule: messenger RNA, 3731 nt
Organism: Cricetulus griseus (Chinese hamster)
Lineage: Eukaryota; Metazoa; Chordata; Mammalia; Rodentia; Cricetidae
Source: RefSeq, a predicted model, not a curated record
GACACAUCCUGCGGAUGGACGGUCCGUCAACAGCUGGUGGCCCCUGGGUGACGCGUAGGCCCGGGAGCGUCGACCAUGGACGACCACGGCCUGGAGGAGUUCCGCCGGCGCUGGCAGGAGGAGUUGGCGCAGGCACAGGCCCAGAGGCGACGGCGGCGGCGGGGGGCCGGGGAGCGGCGGGCGCGGAGGCCCGAGGCGGGGGCUUUUGGGGAGCAGGCCUCGGGGUACCUGGCUCUGGCACAGGGUCUACUGGAGGGCGCGGGCCGACCCCCGGCGCCCAGGCCCGGCCGGACCGACAGGAGGGAUGCGACCAGCCGCUCUCGCUCACCCCCUGACCGCGACGCCGCGGAGCCGGACGAGCCGCUGGUGGACCAGCUCAUCCGCGACUUGAAUGAGAUGGAAGAGGUGCCCUUCUUCGACGUGCAGCUGCCUUAUGAACUGGCAAUCAAUAUAUUUCAGUAUCUGAACAGAAGAGAACUGGGUCGGUGUGCUCAGGUGAGCAAGACAUGGAAGAUGAUUGCUGAAGACGAGGUGCUGUGGUACCGGCUGUGCCAGCAGGAGGGACACCUUUCCAAGAACAGGAUCUCUGAUUACACCUGCUGGAAGCUCAUCUUGCAGGAGUGCCUGGCCAAGGAGCAUAUGUUAAGAACCAACUGGAAGAAUCGCAAAGGUGCUGUGAGCCAGCUGGAGCAUGUUCCCGAUGCCGUUUUGUGUGAUGUACGCUCUCAUGAUGGUGUUGUCAUCGCAGGAUACACAUCAGGGGACGUGAGGGUGUGGGACACCCGCACCUGGGACUAUGUGGCCCCCUUCCUGGAAUCUGAGUCUGAGGAGGAGGAGCCUGGAAUGCAGCCAUAUGUCUCUUUUGUGAGGAUCAACAGCUCGCUGGCUGUGGCGGCUUACGAGGAUGGGGUUCUUAACAUCUGGGACCUGAGGACCGGGAAGUUCCCUAUCCAUCGUUUUGAGCAUGAUGCAAGAAUACAGGCCCUUGCGCUCAGCCGGGAAAAGGCUACAGUUGCCACAGCUUCUGCUUUUGACGUUGUGAUGUUGUACCCUAACGAGGAGGGGUACUGGCAUGUAGCUGCGGAAUUUGAAGUUCAGAAACUGGUUGACUACCUGGAAAUAGUCCCGGAUACUGGGAGGUACCCCGUGGCAAUAGCCACAGCUGGGGACCUGGUAUACCUGCUGAAGGCCGAGGACUCAGCCAGAACCCUUCAUUAUGUCUACGGCCAGCCUGCCACAUGUCUGGAUGUCUCAGCCACCCAGGUUGCCUUUGGAGUCAAGAGUCUGGGAUGGGUAUAUGAAGGAAACAAGAUCCUGGUGUAUAGCCUGGAAGCAGAGCGCUGCCUCUCGAAGCUUGGCAAUGCACUUGGUGACUUUACCUGUGUCAACCUCCGGGACAGCCCUCCCAACCUCAUGGUCAGCGGCAACAUGGACAGGAGAGUCCGGCUCCAUGACCUCCGCAGCGACAAAAUUGCCCUGUCACUGUCUGCCCAUCAGCUGGGGGUGUCCGCAGUCCAGAUGGAUGACUGGAAGAUUGUCAGUGGGGGAGAGGAAGGGCUGGUGUCUGUGUGGGAUUACCGCAUGAGCCAGAAGCUGUGGGAGGUGCACUCCAGGCACCCUGUGCGUCACAUCUCCUUCAAUAGUCACAGCCUCAUCACCGCCAAUGUGCCCUACGAGAAAGUGGUGCGGAACUCCGACCUGGACAACUUUGCCUGUCACAGGAGACAUCGUGGCCUGAUCCAUGCCUAUGAGUUUGCAGUGGACCAGCUGGCCUUUCAGAGCUCUCUUUCUGUCUGCCGCUUCCCCUGUGACACCAUGGCUGGGUACAGCUAUGACCUAGCACUUUCUUUCCCCUAUGACAGUGUUUAGGGCGUCACCUUAUGGAGAAGUGGGAAGAGCCAGUUUUACAAAUGUCAGAGCUGCAGGGAAGAUCUGCAGCACAGAGUGGAAUUUGGGGAUAGUGCCCCCUCUCAGGUGGCCUAUGGCCACACAGCCUUGCUGCCUCUGAAACCACCUAUAGAGAGUCUGCUCCCAUUUAGGGCUUUGGGAGCACCUGCUGAUGACUCCGAGUUAGCCUUUCCCAAAGCGCUCCUCCACCGCAGCCUAUGACAGGAGAGACACCCCUCCCUCCCUCCUUCCACACGCUAGUCCCCUGUGUGUGGUGCUGAGGAUGGCCAGAGCCUCACACAUGCAGGCAAGCACUCAGAGUGGUCUCCUGACCCCACCCUGUCCAGCCCUCCUCUGUGGUUUUCACACAGUUCAUCAUUGUAGCCCCUUACCUGUGUGAGGACUGCUCCAUUUCACUUGCUGCUCUGUCCGGUACAUGGACUACCAAGGAACCAACCCUCCUUCCCUGGGGAGGACAGGGCCACUCCAUAGGGGUGGGCUUGGAGCCUCAGCUCCUGAGCGUGGCUGGUGGCACCACUUCCCUCAGCACCCCAAAAGCAGCCGCAGUCAGUGCUCUUGACAGAUACCCACUCUGCCUGCAGAACGGCACGGGCACACCCACACACAGUGGCCAGGAGACCUAGUCAGUGAAAACAUUUGGGUAGACAUGCAGAGCUCUUCAGAAUUCCUGUGGACCAGGCACCUAACACCUGUACAGAGAUCCACAACAUCAGGCAGAGUCCCUAUCUCAGCCAAUGCCAACUCAGAAAAAAAAAAAAAAUCAGGUGGACCAGGCCACUCCACAGUGGGUUCUGCAGAGGGCAAAAAAGUGGCAGGGGGAGCUUCGUGCUCUGGAGACCAAGGUAGCUAAACAAAAGAAAAAAAAAAAAAAAAAAAAAAAAAAAAAAAAAAAAAAAAAAAAAAAAGGUGCUAAAGGGGUUGAGAGGGCUUGCAUCUCCAGAGGGAGGUGGACCCACCUCUAAGCCAGGGUAAUACUGAGAGCAGCAGCCACCCUCCCUGACCGACCCCUCCCCCCCAGCAGUAGAGCCUCACUGUACUCCAGCCUUGUUUCCCAGUGCUGGGCAUGGAACCUGGGGCCCCGUGUGUGCUAGGCAAGUGCUCUGUCACUGAGAUACUACCUGGUUUUGUGGCAUGAAGGUUUCUCAGCUUAAGACAUUCAGAGGCCUCAGACAUCCAAGGUCUAGCAGGACAGGCGCACAGAGCCAGCUGCAACUGGGCAAGGCUUCCAUGCAGGCUCCUCCCUCCCGAGGGGGACUUUGAACCACACUGCAGAGUGCCAGCAGGUGGCAGCUCACCUCCCUCCUGCUGGGCUGAUGGCCCCCACUGGCUUGGUCUCAAGCUUUCCCAGGCCUGCAUCUGGGCCCCAGGGGAAACUUGACUUCUCCAUCAGCACCAUGAAAGGACAUCCAAGAGCUUUGAGAGCAGAUACAGAGGUGACUGGAGUGAAGACAGAAGCAUGGCUGGCAACUAGGGUAGCUUCAAGCAUACCCUGCCCUUGCCCCUUAGGAAAAGCACUUGGGGACACAGUUCCUCACACAGCAGCUCUGGUUGUUUUCUGUCAGCUCAGCCUCCUGAGAGACACACACCACCCCCCACCCCCAGCCCAGCAACAGACCUACCCAGAGAUCUGUCCCUACUGACUUCUGGGGUUGCUGCCACUGUACCCACCAGCAGGGUAGGAGACAAGUGGUCUCCCUUAGCUGCCUCGAAAGCCUGGAGGCACCAGGACACACCCCUGAGAACCAGAGGUGUCCGCACACCCGCAGCUUGCCUUUUGCCUUACGCAGCCAUGUCUGCUCUGUUAUUAAAUAUUCUGGACUCAC